Messenger RNA from Ostreococcus lucimarinus CCE9901, 960 nucleotides. RefSeq lists its product with no specific name. The record is from RefSeq and is a predicted model, not a curated record. The transcript is spliced from 2 exons. Gene Ontology annotation, molecular function: RNA binding. Gene Ontology annotation, cellular component: ribonucleoprotein complex. Lineage: Eukaryota; Viridiplantae; Chlorophyta; Mamiellophyceae; Mamiellales; Bathycoccaceae. Bases 1 to 960 code for a protein of 319 amino acids.
AUGUACUCUGAUGGUCAAGGUUACGCGGCGACGACGCCGUCGUCGUCGAGGAAACACGCGAAUUUGUACGUGAAGAACAUCUCCGAACGCGUCGACGAGUUGACGCUUCGAAGGCUCUUCGAGGCGUGCGGGGAGGUGCAAUCGUGCUGCGUCAUUCGCGAUGUGUCGACGAAUAAGAGUCGAGGAUUUGGGUUCGUUAAGUUUGUCAGCACGGCGCGCGCUGAGGACGCGAUCGAGCGAUUCAACGGUAAGGAAUACGCGGGAAAGAUGCUCGAGGUGAAAUUCGCGAACACCGACGGCGAGAGCGACGGCGCGGGGGGCGCGGCAAACGCGCCGCCGAGUGAUAACGUCUACGUCAAAGGUCUGCCCCCUUCUUGGACGCACGAUGAUCUGAAGGCAUUUUUUACGCAUUUUGGGCACAUUGUUGAGUGCCGUUUGCUCCACGCAAACAGGAGCACGUCGAGCGGGGCGUUGAUUCGAUUUUUGCGCGAGUCCGAAGCCACGGCGGCGGUCACGCGCGCCAACGGGCGCUUGCUCGUCCCCAAUGGGCCGCCACUCGUCGUGCGCUACGCCGAGGCGCAAGGAAAAAAUAAUAAACACGACUUUGCCGCGCUUGCGGUGCUCGGUUCGUCCCCUUCGCAUAAAUUCGAUGCUCCUAUGCAAUCCCAUCAAAAGUUCGCGUCGGCGACUUCGAUGGCGCAAGGUGGCGCUACGAUGUGUAUCCAAAAUCUUCCACCCGCUGCGGAUGAAUUAUUCCUGUACAAAACAUUUGCUCCGUUCGGAGCUAUCAACUCCGUCCAAAUUGUCCGCGACGAUUGGACUGGUCUUUGUUCUGGCGUCGCUGUGAUAAACUUUCGAAGUUACUCCGACGCUUGCGACGCUCAAAGAGCGUCUCAAAACGGAAAGAGCAGGCUGAGCAUUUCUGUUCAGCUUCAGACGGCGAAUCUGGCGAACUUUUAA